CCGAAUGCUGAUGAUGAAUAUUGUUUGCUGUGGCAACCAUGGCGGACGGAGACACUGACAGUGGCCACACUGACUUUCAAAGCGAAGAACCGCAGCACCUUGAUCAACUUAAUCACCACCAACUUCAGCACCUCCUGGACGAACUCUGUCAUUACAAUGCUGCUCUCAUGGCUGAGACAGAGAUGUUUGAUAAGUACCUUAAGAGUCUGGAUCCCAAGGAUUUGGUACCCCAACCUGCUGUGGAGGGAACACAUGCUUCACAGGAUUUUGUGCAGACCCGGUCAAGGCGCAAGUCAAAAUCCAGAAGUGUAAGCAUAGAACGCCUACAGCAAUUAACAGUGGAAGAAAAGUGUGAUAUUGCCCAGCGGGAGUUAGAAGACAUAAAAGAGGAAACUGAGAAACUGAAAGAAAAUUCCCAGAGAGUACUGAACAACUAUAAGGCAACUCUGGAAGAAGCGGAGAUUCAUUCAACUGAGUUGAAAAAAUCACUGUAUGAAUUUGACCGUGAUAUUGUCAAAGAUUUUUCUGAGAAGCAUGGCGGGGUGGCUGCAGCAGACAAGGUUUAUCGUUAUAUGGAAGACAAGAUUCGUGCCAGGGACUCACUGGCUGAGAAGCUUCGUUUGAAGAAUGCUGCUCUGAAAGUUCACAACAAAAAACUAAAGCUGCAACUAAAGCAGAAAGAAGAGAUGGGAGAAGUGCUCCAUGAGGUGGAUUUUCAGCAGCUGAAGAUCGAAAACAAACAAUUCCUGGAGAAGAUUGAUGAGAGGAACCAGGACCUUUUAAGACUCAAACUGAUGGCUGCAAACACGCUUCAAAUCUUGAAUACCUAUAAGAGGAAGCUACAGAACAUGACAGAUGAGUCAGCACGGCUGAAUAAGGAGUUUGCUUCAAGGCAGGACAUGCUACAGAGGAUCAACAAAGAGAAUAAACUGGUAGAAGAGGAACGAGACAAGGCAGAACAUAUAAACAAGCAGCUGCGAACAGAGAUGUCUGAUUACAGAGUACCCAGUGUGAUGGAAUAUGUCAAUAGUAAGGCAGAUCAUACAGAUUUUCAGAAGAAUGUUAAGGCUUGGGAAAGGAAAGUGGAGAUUGCAGAGAUGUCUCUGAAGAAUCAUCGCAAAGCCUGGAAUCAAAUAAAAAUGAGCAGUGCUUAAAGGCACGGUAUCACAGUGGCAUUUAACAGUUAAUGAGGGAAAAUAAACAAAGGAAGCUGCUCUACAGAAUCCAUGGAUGGCUUUGUAAUACAUAGCCCAUCAGUGAUGACUGAAGAAUGUUUUAAGCUGUCUUUAUGAUUCUUGUUGAAUGAAAUAAAAUCUGAAAUAUCUGA
Protopterus annectens (West African lungfish) is the source of this 1327-nucleotide messenger RNA. It is a transcript of the gene CFAP263, whose product is annotated as coiled-coil domain containing 113. The transcript is spliced from 9 exons. Lineage: Eukaryota; Metazoa; Chordata; Ceratodontiformes; Protopteridae. Gene Ontology annotation, biological process: cilium assembly. The record is from RefSeq and is a predicted model, not a curated record. The coding region runs from base 39 to 1154 and encodes 371 amino acids. Gene Ontology annotation, cellular component: ciliary basal body; axoneme.